AUUUUUGAUGUUGAGAAGUUAGUUUAGGCAUAAUGAGCUUGAUGCGAUUGGAGAUAGUCUUUGAGGCAAGUGGGGUGGUUGGUUAAAACUAAACUUGGGCUGGAGUUGGGUUGCUCGACCCAACCCAACGUGACCCAACCACCCGAGUUGAACCCUUGGGCCUAGGUAUAUAUAGAGUGGGUUCUAAAUAAAACCGGAACAGAAAUCAAGCAGCUCCCCACACUCAAUGGCCUCCUCCGCUCGACCCGCUCCAGGCCGGGGCCGAAACUGGACGGAACUGCCGGAGGACGUCACGGCUUCAAUACUCUCUCGACUCGGAGCCAUCGAAAUCCUGACGAGCGCUCAGAUGGUGUGCGCGACGUGGUACAACAUUUGCAAGGACCCGCUGAUGUGGUGCACCGUCGACCUGCGCGAUCUUGAUCAUCAGAAGCACAUUCAUUACGACUUGGAGAAGAUGUGCCGCCACGCCGUUGACCGCAGCUCUGGAAAUCUGGUCGGUAUCAAUGUCGAAGAUUUCGGCUCCGAUGAGCUUCUCAAUUCAAGUGGAAUCAAACGUCUCCGACUUGUCCGUUGCGAUGGCAUAACGAAUGAGGGACUGGCUAAAGUGGCUUCGAAACUUCCACUCUUGGAGGACCUUGAAAUUUCAUACUGUGCAUUCUCACAUGAACCUCUAGAAGUUGUAGGGUCUUCUUGCCCUCUUUUGAAAUCAUUCAAAUUUAACAACCGGUGGUACAGAUGGUCAGAUGAAGAGUGUGACGACGAUGCACUUGCUAUAGCAGGAACGAUGCAUGAUUUACGCCACCUCCAGCUUUUUGGGAAUAAGCUGACGAACGAUGGCUUGCUGGCCAUUCUUGACCAUUGUCCCCAGCUCGAGUCGCUUGAUCUUCGGCAGUGCUUCAAUCUUAAGCUGGGAGGAAAGUUGAGAAGAAGCUGUGCUGAACAAAUGAAAAAAUUGUGGUUUCCUGAUGAUUCCACCCUUGACUAUGAAUUUGAUUCUGCAAUUGAUUACCAUGAAGACAACGCAUUUGGGUAUUCGGAUAUAGAUUUGAUGUCUGAUGAUGAUAAGGAUUAUGACUUCUGUAACCGAAAAGUAGAAGAUGAUGAGGAGUAUGACUUCAACUACGGGAGUGGUUCUGAUGACUGCCGUGAGGUUGAGGAUAAUGAUGUUUAUCCAUGGAUUGUCUGACUUUUGAUGCAUUGAAGACCUUGUAUCUGAUGAAAUUGGCGCAUCUAGUGCUCUCGAAGCAAAAAGCUUUUAUACAUUCAAGGGGUCUGGAAUUUCUUUGCAGAAUGCCUAAUUCUCUACAGAAUAUGCAGUUUUUUAUGCGUUACCUCCCGAUGCACGACUGUUUCUGCCAUUUUACAAGCAGGGCUAAUUACGCUUCAUUUUAAUUUGUACUUGGUCUUUGAUAGCCUGGCUCCCAUCAGACUAUGAUUUUUCUCUGAACAUUUCUUACUUGUUUAAAACAGGUUUUGUUAGUUAUGGGGACUGAAGUUAUGCUUUAUAUACGAUGGAUUUGACUGUUUCUGUACUUUUA
This is a messenger RNA of Malus domestica (apple), 1538 nucleotides long. RefSeq names its product F-box protein SKIP19-like. NCBI's taxonomy places the organism in Eukaryota, Viridiplantae, Streptophyta, Magnoliopsida, Rosales, Rosaceae. The record is from RefSeq and is a predicted model, not a curated record. Gene Ontology annotation, molecular function: protein binding.